AUGUUCACUAAUGGUGCCGACUACGCAUUGGCCAGGAAGUUGUCUAGCCUUAGUGACAAUGAAAUUUUCUUGUUAGAUACUAGCGACAAAAUCAGACUCAUGCGCGAAAAGGUCAAAGGAAAGCUGCACGAAGCUUAUGAGACAAAUUCGGCGCGUUAUAACAAAAGAAUACGCGCGAUUCGUUUUAGGCCCGGACAAGAAGUCUAUAAGCGUAACUUUGUUCUAAGCGACUUUAAAAAUAACAUCAAUUCGAAGUUUUGCAAAAAAUUCACCAAAUGCCGCGUAAGGAAAGCACUCGGGAACAACGUGUACCUGUUGGAAUCGCUUGCAGGAAAAAGCCUGGGCGCUUGGCAUGCAAAAGACAUUAAUCAGUAG
This is a messenger RNA of Rhagoletis pomonella (apple maggot), 375 nucleotides long. RefSeq lists its product as uncharacterized. NCBI's taxonomy places the organism in Eukaryota, Metazoa, Arthropoda, Insecta, Diptera, Tephritidae. The transcript has a single exon. The record is from RefSeq and is a predicted model, not a curated record. The coding region runs from base 1 to 375 and encodes 124 amino acids.